ACAACACCAAGAAGGCAGCGGGAGAGACAUAACAGCGCACUUCUGCGCCAAUCUUCGUUGGGUGUGGACGUCUCUCUCGCCUGAGUAUCAGUGACAAAUUUCCCCCGUUCUCUCUGGGACGCUUGUCCUCAUCUAUUUUACCCGCCGGGCACUCUACAGGAGUGGCACCUGUUCAUCGGCUUACUUCAGCCAGCUCCAUUUUUUCCGCUCUGCGGAUAAUUCUUUAUCGGUCUUUGGUGGGAAGCCGGUUACUGAACUCAGGUUGGCGUCCCUCUCUGCUGGGUCUUGGCAAGGGCGUCCACCGGAUCUAAUUGUAAACUUCAAGUUUCCAUCUCUGUUUACAAAGGAACUUUUGUUCUUUUUCUCUCAUCGCCCAGCCUUAGGCAACAAUUUUUCCUCGUACAAUGGAGAAACCGAGCAGGAUACAGCUUAUGCUGUCAGUGACCCUUAUAAACCCAACAAAGAAAGAAGAAAGAAAGACAACGGCGCAUAUUAUCAGUGGCCCUAUAAACCCUAACAACAACAACAACAGACAUAACAUGACCCAGGAUGGAUGACGGGGAAAUAUUUACCAGACUACAAGCAGCAAGUGUGAGAGUGGCGAGGGAGAGAAGUGUAGAGAGUGUGAGAGAAGUGAGGAAGGAGGUAGAGAAGGUAACUGGUUGUCUCACACACUACAAGGACUACCUUCUCUUCCCUCACAUUAUCAUACUUAAGACUACUCACAAAUGUUCCUGGGAGUUACAAGAGGAGAUAGUUGGAGUCAUUCAUGAAGUUCUCUACCGCUCCACUAUUGAAGACUUGAUAUUUUUCCAAGAAAUAUUCACACAACUCUUCUUUAUUUUGACUGAUAAAACAGAUCCUCAGAAAGUGGGGAAUAUAAGUGAAGAUUGUAAGAAGACAGCCUUGGCAUCAGUCUCUCUACUCGUGCAGAACAGUUCAGAUUCUGUCAGAGAAGAAGUUUAUGCUGAUGCUUUUAGACCACAGCUUGGCCAUGCUAUCUACAUCACCCUCAAGCUAAUACAAGAAGAAAAGAACCGUAGUUUGAAAGAGCCCGAUCUUGCUCUUGAUGCUUGGAGCUACUUCGUCAUGCUGGUGAUGAGAGAUAACUUCCUCAGUAAACAUGUAACUGCUCUGGGGGAGGGAGCCACUGUUGCCAGACUCCACAAACAGCUCUUUGGUGAAAAGGAUCAAGACAGCAAUAAGAAAACACAGUUGCCAUCGAAAGACAACAAGUUUAUGCUUCUCCAACCACAAGAGAAUCUGUCUUCAAAAACUAUAAACAUAGAGAUUACUAGUGAGUGGGUUGACAAGACUGCUGAGAGGGUGUCCCUGCUGGUACAAUCACUGGCAAAACUGGUGACGUACUCUCACUGGAGAGUACGACUUAGUCUGGUGCACUGGGCUCAACAGCUCAUCUGCAACUGUUGCAGAUCUUUAUCAGGAGGUGUAAUUUUGGCAGUUGAAGUAAUAGUGGGAUUACGCAGUGAUGAUAUUGUAGAUGUGGGAAUGGCAGCACAAGAUGCAUUGCUGGCAGUUACUGAAGCACUGGAGAUGAGGAGUCAACACACACACUCACAACAAGGCUUGCUGGAACUGCUGGAAGAACGUGUAUAUGCUCUCUCAACACAACUACCAACAAUCUGCAGGCAGCAAGAUGGUGCCAAGACUUUGACGUGUGUUCGACAGCUUCUGGGAUGCCUCGAAGUUUUAGGAGAGAGACUGACACAGGUGUUGUCAGGGCCCAGUCAUUCUCACCGCUUGUUGCACGCUCUCUCCUUCGCUCUUACCCUUGACACAACUGACUCUGACCUCUUGCUGGAAAGGACCGAUGCUCAAGAUCCGUUUGAACUGUUAAGCAUAAAGCCUUCAUUAGGGAAGUGCUUCAAGCAUUUCCAAGAUGUGAGAAUCAGCGAAGCUCUUGGCACUGCUUGUCACCUCAUAGGCUACCACAGUAACUUAACACUAGUGGUGGAUCUGUGUUUAGACUGCCUACAACAGUCAACUUAUCAUCAAAAGGAAUCACUUCUUAUGCUGACCCUCAUUUUACAAGGAAGAGAUGAACGGAAGUUGAGAGAGAAGGAGCAGCAGAGCAUCCCACAAGAAGAGAGUGAGCAGGUAGUGAAGAAUGUGUUAGAGCUCAUCAUGUGUCAGGAAAUUUUCAACGCACCGCUCUGCGUCAGUGAGCGGUACAAUGUGGACGGCAACAAUGUGGAAGACCUGGGUGCCUCUUUAAUUCCAGUGAACCAACAGAAGAAUCUUUCCAUUGAUUUAGUUAAGAGUAAUGUAGUACUUGUUGCCAUUACUCUGAAUUUAAUAAGUGCGUGUGCUCGUAUGAUGGGCAGGAAUUUUGAUGUGUUUCUAAGCCAAGUUCUGUGCUCUGUAAUGGAGAAAGCUGGUGAACCUAAUGUAUUGGUUGGCCACACUGCUAUCAACACUCUCCAAGAAAUUGCACAGUCAUGUGGGUACAAAAAUGUUGCUGAAUUAAUUGAAAAAAGUGUCCCUCAGUUUUGGUACGCACUCUCCAUGAAGCUUAAAAAGUUGCGGCAGCAUCCCACAGCACCACUUGUUCUUCAGGUCUCUCUGGAAUAUGCUAACAUUGAUGUCAUUGCUUUCAUAGAAGAAUUAGUGGAAGAUGUGCUCACCUGCCUUGACACGUAUCAUAAUGAGCAAGCUUUACCUCUUGUGAGAGUUUUGCACGUCUAUGUUACUGCGGUUGUUAAAUAUGAAUCUAAAACUCAGGCUAUUUGUAAUGAUUUUAAUUCUAGCAAUAUUAGUUGUGGUAUAAAUAACAGUUUUGGUAAAGGAGAAUCUGAAGUGAAACAGGAAGGUACUUUUCAACACUCUGUCUCACAUGAUAAUCGUGGACCUAUUGCUCGAUUUUUAGAGCAGUAUCACAAAGAUCAAAUGACUGUUAAAGAAGGUAUUGAAGACAGUGAUAUUGCAGAUGUAACAGAACAUGCAGUGGACAGUGAUAGAGAAAAUGGUAACAGACCUGAAAGUCAACAGGAUUAUGAAGAUGGAGUAGCAGAGAACGUUCUUGAGGAAGACAAAAAGAAAGUGGUGCCAAAAUAUAUUGAGCUUGUUGUUGUUAUUUUGGAAAGAUGUUCUCACUUGUUAUAUACCCAGGACAGAAAACUGAAGCUUGUUGUAUUGAAAGUAAUUAAGGCUGGCUGUUCAGCUUUAGCUUCCUGGGAAGACCAAAGAUUGCCAGUCAUCCACAAGUUAUGGAAACCAUUAGUGCUCAGGUUAAAAGACUAUGAUUUUGUAGUAAUGGUACUUGCUCUCGAGGUAUUAGCAGCAAUGGUUGUCACCAGCGGGGACUUCCUCCGACAGCGCACUUUGAAAGAAGUGUUCCCACCUCUCCUAUUGUUUCUCAGAAAUCAAGGUCACACGAGCUUAGGGAAGAGCAGAAGAAGUGGCUAUUACAUGACUCCUGCUUAUCGAGCCCAAAUGACAUUAUUACAAACACUGCCAAGUCUUGUUACAUCAUUAACGUUGGAUGUUGUUCAAAUGUCAGAGUUAGUAAAUGUACUGAUGAUAUACUUGAAGACUCGUCAACCAGUUGAUCUAUGUAAUGCUGGGAUUCAUUUGGUGAAGCAGGUGGCACACACUCACCCACAUCAUGUAUGGCUGGCAUUAGCUCAUCAACAAUCACCUAUAAGGAUUAUCCCACCAUCACCAAAUUUAUCAUCAGUUAAGAUUAAUGGUGCUUGUUGUAAAGACCUGCCUCAAGAAGUUGUGGAGUUGUAUCACCAGCUGUGUUAGGGUAUGUGGCUCAGACUCUCACUGAUUUAGAAAUGGAUAGAAUUAUAGAAGGUACACUGUAGUACAGUAGUUGGUGGAAUUUUCUUUAGGAUUGUACAAUUCAAAAUGGUUGACCUGCAUCCAGAUAUUUAAAGAAAAAUAAGUCACAGGGUCUUUGCUGGAACAAUUCACAGAUAACUUGCAGUCAAGAGAUAAAACUUAGAACAAUGCUUUGGUUCAUCCUGGACCACUGUUAGGUCACGUCAAGUUUCAACCUGACAGUGCUUCACGAUGGACUGAAAUGUCAUCAGAAGUUUUCUCUCCUAAUUGUGGUUAUUUGUGAAUUCAUAUACUUACUUAUCCUAAGUGAAUGAGAGCAGCAGUUUUAAGGAGACUUGCCCAUACAUCUUGGCCAAUCCAGAAUUGAUCCCUGGUCAUAUCAGUUGUCAGUCCAAACUCUGUAUGUAAAUAGUUAUCCUUUGUAGACAUGACAUAUUGAUUUACCUCAUUAACAUAAAACAUAGAUUGUAUAAACAAGAAAUGCAGUUUCCUGUUUUAAUAAAUCAGUGUAGCCCAUAGUGGCCUUUUUAUGAAGCAACUUUUUAUUUCACAAGGGAGUCAUUUGUUUUUGCCAGAUAUUGUGACACUGAGACAACAGAACUCCAGCACAUUUGCUACAUAUUGCCUGGAUACUAACCUAACCUAACCUAACAUCAAUGGUCAUGUCCUGCCAAGGUAGUAUGACCUAGAGUGGAAAACAUUCAUUUAACUGCUGUUUUUUUCAAAAGUGUACUGACAUCACAUUUCAGAACAUCACAAAUCAGACUUGGGAAAAUUGUAAGAAUCACAAGUGAUGUGUGUGCUCAUAGGAACUCUGUGUAUAUUCACAGAGACUACCCACUGCCAAAUGUGAACACACUUGUUAUUUUAUUUGUUAUUUUAUUUUCAGUAAACAUAUUGACUCACAAAAUCAAAAUAACAUGAUUGCAUACAAGUCAAGGAACUGGUGGGGGGGGGGGUUGAACCCAUGGUGAAUCCUAAAAUGCACUGGCCUGUUUAAGCGCCCCCUCAUUCUGCGAUUUAUGAAACAUUUUUAUUGGUUUAAGAAAAGCAACCAGCGGUGAAAAAUGAGGCUGGUUACCACAUGAUGUGCUACAUAGUCUCAGUUAAAAUUUCUGCCCCAGAAAAUUAGUGCUAAUUUUCUUAAUUUUUUAACCAUAUCAUCUGUUUCCCACCAUGAUUGUAUGACCAGAAGAAGCAAACAUAUUCACCAUCAUUCCUUCAAUGGUUGUUUUUUUGUGGACAAUGUAGUUCAAAUGACCAUCUGAACUGCAGCAUCCCCACCUCUCCUUCAGCUGGCUGGGAGGACUAGUUCAGUUAACUGAUUUCACUGAAUCCUUUUGUAAAUGUUACAUUGCUCACACUCCAGCACUGUGUCAACAUGUCUUUUCAUUACAGUAUUUUUAUAUAUUUAUCUCAAUGAUAGUUCACUUAUACAUGUUAUAAAUUUUCAUCUUUACAACCCCUUAAUUGGCAGUUUUCAGAACUGUUUUUAAUUUAUGUUUUUAAGAGGUUUCUUGUGGUCCAGUAUUUUAGAUGCUCUUAUAAAAAAUGAUUUGGAAUUGGCAUGUAUUUUGUCUUGAGCAAUGUUUAUUUUUUAUGACACACUGUCUCCCACUGAGCUAAAAUGACCCAAAAAAGAUGAAAUGCCCUCACCAUAAUUCAUUUAGUUACUGUCUUGCCAGAAGCAUGCUGACAUCACAAUUCAGAUGGCAUCUUAUACAGAUGACAUCUUAUACAGAGGGACUUUGAUGACCCUCUUGCAGUGUUUGACAUGAGAAACUUUGCUGAUUUCCCUACUCACAUCUCUGGCUCCUCCCUCAACCCAGUAGUGAUUGAUCUGGCAGAAGGUAUAGUUACUUGUCAACUCCUCAGCUAUGUUGGAUCAUCUGACCACAAAGCUGUUUUUACGACACUGAAGAUCCCAACAGAACGAGGUGAGGAAUCCUCACUCACAACCUGGCUGUGGGACAGGGGAAACUGGCCAGCACUUUGCUCUGAGCUCACAGCCUCUGAUUGGAAUGCUCUUCUAUAUGGUGACGUUGACAACCAAGCAAGUGUCUUCACUGGACACAUCCUUAAUCUUCAACAAGAACACAUCCCUCACUGCCAAUAUGUGAUGAGGCCUACAGAUCACCCUUGGUUUGGCUUUCGUUAUAGAGAGGCUGCUACUUCUAAGUAUGAGGCUUGGUGAAGGUACAAGAGACAUCCCACUACCUAUAACAGGAACCUGCACAGCUAGGCCUGUAGGCAUUUGGGUGAAGUUUGAAAGUAAGCUAUUUCUAAAUGGGAGGCAGACACAAAAAGAAAACUGGCAUCAAGUAGAGUGGACUCCAAAACCUGGUGGUCCUUGGUCAAGGACAGACAAGGUUAUUUGCCUGAUGAGCGUAUUCCACCUCUAAAUCAACAGGAUGGGACG
Messenger RNA from Cherax quadricarinatus, 6226 nucleotides. Lineage: Eukaryota; Metazoa; Arthropoda; Malacostraca; Decapoda; Parastacidae. The record is from RefSeq and is a predicted model, not a curated record.